Molecule: messenger RNA, 1086 nt
Organism: Trichoderma reesei QM6a
Lineage: Eukaryota; Fungi; Ascomycota; Sordariomycetes; Hypocreales; Hypocreaceae
Exons: 2
Coding region: 1-1086 (361 amino acids)
Source: RefSeq, a predicted model, not a curated record
AUGUUCAAAGGCCUUGCUGCAGCGCUCUUGCUUGGGCAAUCCUUUGCUUAUGAUACCAUUCUUGGAUUCAACUCAACUCCGAUAAUCGAAACGCGGUCACUUGAUGAGAUCUAUCACGCUGCCCUAUUGGAAGGGGGAACCGUAACAGUGUGGCACGGGGGCGACGAAAGAACUCAGCAAGACACUCUCAAGGCGGCUUUUGAAAAGCGCUUUCCUGGAAUCACUUUGAACAUUACUGUGGAUUUGUCCAAGUACCUUGACGGCGAGAUUGAUCAACAGCUAUUCAACGGCAACAUUCACGUUGAUAGCAUAAUACUUCAGACCCUACAGGACUUUCCUCGUUGGCAACAGGAGGGAGCCUUGCUCAACUACGCACCUGUCGGAUUAGAGAGUGUAUUUCCAGCAUUCAAGGAUCCUCUAUCGGCGUCAUGGUACGGAUACAGUAUCUUUUUCUGGAGUAUAUCCUGGAACGUUGAAAAGCUACCGCAUGCGGGGAACAUAUCUUCGUACAAAGACCUCUUGAAGCCUGAGUUCAAGGAUCAGCUUAUCCUGACCUAUCCCAAUGAUGACGAUGCCGUUCUGUUUGCCUUCUACCAAAUCAUGGAAGUGCUUGGGACCAAGUGGUUUGAUAACCUUUUAGAACAGAAUCCCCGGUGGGUUCGGGGAACCGCCACCCCUCUUAACGUCCUGAGUGAAGCCAAUUCUCCUCAGUCUGUGACAUUCACGAGCUUUGGUGGAUUGUCACCCGGCCAGAAUAUCAAUAUCAGUUUCCCGAAUGACGCCGAUUUUGUUAGUUGGCCACAAACAGCAGCGAUCCUAAAGCAUGCACCGCAUCCCGAAAGCGCAAAGCUCUUACACAACUAUCUUUUGAGUCCCGAGUAUCAAAGUAAGGUCAGCUGGAGUGUCCGACACGACAUCCGACCUUCAGGCACUAUGUAUCCGGAUAUAAUGCACAUGCCUCAUACGAAUCCAACGGCAUUUGCGAGAUUCAUGGAGGACCGCGUAACGGUAGAACGCUUGAGGUUCUUUUUUGAGAAACGACUGGGCACGGCCCAGGGACUGAGCCCUUUGAUCGAUGAGUUUUGA